Tetranychus urticae (two-spotted spider mite) is the source of this 2144-nucleotide messenger RNA. Its product is annotated as motile sperm domain-containing protein 2-like. The record is from RefSeq and is a predicted model, not a curated record. Lineage: Eukaryota; Metazoa; Arthropoda; Arachnida; Trombidiformes; Tetranychidae. Gene Ontology annotation, cellular component: endomembrane system; endoplasmic reticulum-endosome membrane contact site.
GUCACUUAAGCUUGGAAAACAUUUUUGAGACAAUCUUUGUUUUCAUGUUCAAUAACGUUGACCCAUUAACCAUUUGCUUACGCCAACAACAGUUUAAGAUCAAGAUUAAGAUUCAGAUGAUUUUGAAUCACCUUUUUUCCGGUUUUUACUGUCCAGUUUACUUGGUUGAUCCAGCUCAAUCCCUUUUCUGUUUGUUUCAAGUCAACAGGAAUUGUGUGCUUAACGUAUUCAACUUGAUUGGGAAGAAAAAGUGAAAUUGGGAUGAAAAAUGUUAACAAGAACAGCAGAUUAUUACACUUUUCCAGGGUAAACCUUUCCCCCUGAAGGUUAAAGAAGAUAAGUUAGGAUGGUCUUAAGGUAUAAUGAAAAAAAUAUGACCACAAGAACGAAUCAAAUGAGCCGCGAUCUCAGUUUGAUCCAUUUUGAAAUCCAUUUGAACUUCAAUUUUUUCACUGUUGCUGAGCGCUCGUCGCGUUAUAGUCUAAAGUCAGUCUCAACUCUUACAUAGGUUCAACAGUUUAUUUACAUUAAAGCAACAAUUUAUUAAUUGUCAACAGUGUUUUACCGUCAAUUGCAGCUAAUAAGUGCGAAAUCAGUUUGAUUUCACUUUUAUCAAUCAUUUGUUUGGUUUCUGUUUAUGUGUUCAAGUUUUUGUUAACAUUUUUUCCUGGUUGCUCUUCAAGUUGAUUGAAAAUGCCUGAAUCUGAUUACAUUUGGCCUGUAGAAUCGAUUGACAAUGUUCGACAAGCCUUUUUGGACUUUUACGAGAGUGAUGAUAAGUGUACAUAUGAUUCGGUUGAUGUAGCUGAAGUAAUGGUGGACGAUUGGUGGAUUAAAAGGUUUCUCAUUCACGAGCGUGGAAAUGAAGAUGAAGCACUCAACAAGUUGAUCAAUUGUUUGAAAUGGCGUAAAGAGACGGAGAUAAGGUCAAUCGAGGAUAACCAUUUUCCCGAGGAAAUCUAUCGGAUUGGUGCCCUUUUCAAUUACGGUAGAGACCAGAAUGGUUUACCAACAAUUUACAUUCGCGUUAAGAUGGUUAAAAAGUUGAAAGAAAUAUCGGAUUUAAUCAAGUUAUAUAUAGCGUACACUUUUUACAAGGUUGACAAACAAUCCCAUGGCCAGGGUUGGGGUUUAAUUAUUGACUUUAACGGAGCUGGUGUACAAAAUACUGACCUGGAAUUGGCUAGAACCAUUGCUUUCUGUAUCAAAACGUACUUUCCUUCCUCCCUUGAGUAUCUCAUUUGUGUUGAUUUCCCGUGGAUCUUCAAAGCUUUCUGGAAUGUCAUUAAAAGCUGGAUUCCAGCUGACCGUAAAUUUUCACUUCUAUUCCUAUCAAGAAGCCAGUUAAAGGAUACAAUUGAUCCUGAUUAUUUACCAGCGUUUCUUGGUGGCAAUUGUCCAAAGUCACCUACAGAGGCUCCAUUGGGUUGUCCCAAGUUUGUUGAUUAUUGUGUGACCGAGCUUGGUUUAUCCCAAAAAGCUGCAGAAAAGGUUUUCGCUCAAUAUAAACCUUACCUUUGAUUACAUUUACUACUAUAUCUAAAUCAAUUAGCCAUUAAUUAUUCUAACCUCCAAGAUUAAUGUUCUUCCUAUUAAUUAAUUUCUAUGAUAUAUUCUUAUUGUAAACUUGGAACAUUUAUUUGAUUGCUGGUUAAUCUUGUAUCAACCCUUGUAUAUGACAAAGAUUAAUCUGGUUUAAUGUAAUCUGGUCAACAAGAUAUUUAUUUGUAUUGUAAAUUGGCAAAGGUUGCGUUGAAAAUUCACAUGCAAAUGACAAUCAGAGCUAACAACCAAAACCUCAUGUUUUAUUAUAAAUAAAAAUUUGUUGCUGCUAAGAUUUCCAAUUUAUUCAAACAUUGAUGACAAGAUUCACCGAGUUUGCUUUUCAAAAUGACCUAAUUGUUGAUUACUAAUUAAUAGUUCAAACAGGUUUUCAUCGAAAUUUUUAUUCAUCAAUUGGAAUCUGUUAUAAAUGCGCUAAAUAAUGAUCCAAAAUUUAAUAAUAUUUAACCAGGAAAAAUCAAUUUUUCAAUUUGCAUUCCCUGAUGUCAAAGCAUAUUGUAAGAUAUCAGAUGAAUAAAGCAGUUGCCAAUAACUCAUCAAUCAAUGCUAAUACAAUGUUCACCUUUUCAACAAUCAACUCU